This is a messenger RNA of Tarenaya hassleriana, 1401 nucleotides long. RefSeq names its product syntaxin-32. Gene Ontology annotation, cellular component: endomembrane system; SNARE complex; Golgi membrane. NCBI's taxonomy places the organism in Eukaryota, Viridiplantae, Streptophyta, Magnoliopsida, Brassicales, Cleomaceae. Bases 200 to 1225 code for a protein of 341 amino acids. Gene Ontology annotation, molecular function: SNAP receptor activity; SNARE binding. Gene Ontology annotation, biological process: intracellular protein transport; endoplasmic reticulum to Golgi vesicle-mediated transport; vesicle fusion. The record is from RefSeq and is a predicted model, not a curated record. The transcript is spliced from 5 exons.
ACGUACGUACCAACGCUUAAUUUCAUUUCCCUCUCUCGUCGGCUAGGUCUCUGUGGGUGAUGCAUUUCAUUGUUCCACAUCCAGAAAUCCCACUCGGCCCUGGUUGGAUCUCGAGAAAUCAAUUGGAUCUCUAGGGUUUUGAUUUCUUCUGCUUCGGAGACCAGAUCCGAGCUCAAUCCAGGGAAUUGGUGGAAGAAAAAUGCCGGUAAAGCAUGUGCAAUCGUCGUACCGAGAUCGGACGGACGAGUUCUUCGGUAUCGCGGAGAGGCUGAGGAAAUCGAUUUCUCCAGCGGCGGCGAGUAAUGCCGCGGGUGGCGCACAGAGGGAGGAUCCUAGAUCUGCGGUGGCGAUUCAAUCGGAGUUCAACAGGAGAGCUUCUAAGAUCGGAUUUGGUAUCCACCAGACCUCGCAGAAGCUAGCCAAGCUCGCGAAACUCGCAAAGAGGACAUCGGUUUUUGAUGAUCCCACCAGGGAGAUACAAGAGCUGACAGCAGUGAUUAAACAAGAGAUUUCGGUUUUGAAUACUGCUGUUAUCGACCUUCAAGUUCUCUGCAGCUCCCAAAAUGAUAGUGGUAGCUUCUCUAGUGACACGACCACUCACUCAGUCACAGUUGUGGACAACCUAAAGAAUCGUCUUAUGGAUGCAACCAAAGAGUUCAAAGAUGUCCUCACUAUGAGAACCGAGAACAUGAAGGUUCAUGAGAAUAGAAGGCAAUUAUUUUCUUCGAACGCUUCCAAAGAAUCCGCAAAUCCUUUCAUUUGUCAACGUCCUUUGGCUGCUAAGCCUGCUGCUACUGAACCUGCUCCUCCUCCAUGGGCAAAUGGUUCAGCAUCAUCAUCAUCGCAGUUAUUCCCGAGCAAACAAGGAGAUGCGGAAUCUGCACCAUUGUUGCAGAAUCGACAACAACAGCAGCAGCAGCAGCAACAGAUGGUCCCGUUACAAGACACUUACAUGCAGAGCCGUGCAGAAGCUCUUCACAACGUCGAAUCAACGAUUCACGAGCUAAGCAACAUCUUCACACAACUCGCGACUAUGGUCUCUCAGCAAGGAGAGAUUGCUAUCAGGAUCGAUCAGAACAUGGAUGAUACAUUGGCGAACGUGGAAGGGGCGCAGACCCAACUGGCCAGGUACCUCAACAGCAUAUCAUCGAACAGAUGGUUGAUGAUUAAGAUAUUCUUCGUACUCGUUGCAUUUCUCAUGAUUUUCCUCUUCUUUGUUGCGUAAACAUUGAACACCGAAAAUGGUUUUGGCUAUCUACUGUUCGUCAUUAGAUUUUACUAAAGAGAAGUUGUUAUACGUAUGUAUUGUGAAACUGAUAUAAACUUUUUUCUUGGGUGAGUUUGUAAUUUUGGUUAUUUCUAAAUGUUUGUCAUUUUAUCACGAGCUUCGAGCUUAUUAUA